AUGCAUUUCUUCCAGCAACUAUGCUUUUGCGCUCUUGCGCUGACAACCGGAGCAUCAACUCAGGACGUCUUUGAGGCGGCUGAUUUUAGUGUGACGGCGGCUCUUAUUGACAACGGCAUCAACGUGUCUACCAUCCCCGACUUAGCUAGCCUGGUGGUAAGAUCUUCCUUGAAAGGCUGCUCCAUUGCUUGCAACUCUCUCAAAGUGGUUUUUGGAGCUAGUAAGGUAUCCAGCGCUGCGCCAACAACGUACUGGUCGUUACAGCAGCUCGAAGUUGAACCCCGUUGCACGUUCACACCUCGUACUGUCCUCGAAGUCUCGAGCCUAGUACUGAUCGCACGUCUUACACAAUGUCCUUUUGCAGUCAAGAGUGGAGGCCAUGCAGCCUUUCCCGGCGCCUCUAACAUUCAAGGUGGCAUUACCGUCGAUAUGGUCAAUCUUAACCAAAAGACACUCUCCGCGGACAGGAAGACUGUCGCCGUUGGCCCUGGGAAUCGAUGGAAGGAGAUCUAUGACUACCUGACGCCCUACGGUCUUGCCAUUGUUGGUGGACGAGCGGCAUAUGUCGGAGUCGGCGGACUCACACUCGGCGGAGGUAUCAGUCACCAUACCAACCAGUACGGCCUGGCCUGUGACAAUAUAGCCUCAUAUGAGCUCGUCACCGCUUCGGGUAUCAUCCUCACCGUGAGCCAAAAGACGUUCCCAGACCUGUAUUGGGCCCUUCGCGGCGGAGGCAACAACUUCGGCGUCAUCACAACGUUCAACUACGAAACCCUGCCUCAAGGUCUCAUGUUCGCGAGCAAACGCCAGUACAAUGCAACCUAUGCACCUGCAUUGUUCGACGCGUUUGGACACGCAGUUGAGGCAGCUGAGACCGAUACCAAGGCCGCCCACUUCGUUGCCGUCGCCUACUCCCGUGGCGUCAAGAUUGCAUCGACUGAGUACGAGUAUUUCGAACCGGUCGACCCAGCAAGCCCACCCGCUAUACUGAAGGAAUACCUCGCGGUGCCUCCACUCACCGACAACACUCGUAAUUGCAGUCUGGCUGACACAACCCCUGGUCUCAGCCAAAGCAUGCCAGACGGCUUCCGCACGACUAUGUGGUCGCAGUCCUUCAAGUUGAACACGGAGUUGAUGAAGCGCAUGACAGACCAUCUUUUCAAGAUCGCGCCCAGCAUCCCCGUCGGCUCACCCAGUGUCUCGUUCCAAGCCUUCAGCCUACCCGCUAUCAAGGCCAUGCAGAAAAAGGGCGGCAAUGCGCUUGGCCUUUAUCCAGAAGACGGCCCCCUGUUCCACGCCCUCUUCUACAUGUCCUGGACGGACGAGAGAAAUGACAAGGUGGUCUUGAAAGCGGCGCAAGAUUUCCUGAGCGCAUCGGUUGCCAUGGCGAAGGAGCUGGGUGCGUACCACGACUACAUGUACAUGCCGUACAGCAGUCCUUACCAGCCCGUCAUCUCGGGCUACGGCGCGGCAAAUGUGGCUAGGCUGAACGAGGUUUCGCAAAAGUAUGAUCCCAUGGGUGUGUUCCAGAACUUGCAGCCGGGUUACUUCAAGCUUGAUGGUGGGGCACCGUACGGUCAGGCUGUGUAG
Molecule: messenger RNA, 1590 nt
Organism: Alternaria rosae
Lineage: Eukaryota; Fungi; Ascomycota; Dothideomycetes; Pleosporales; Pleosporaceae
Exons: 3
Coding region: 1-1590 (529 amino acids)
Molecular function (GO): FAD binding
Source: RefSeq, a predicted model, not a curated record